Messenger RNA from Rattus rattus (black rat), 493 nucleotides. It is a transcript of the gene Gngt1, whose product is annotated as G protein subunit gamma transducin 1. The transcript has 3 exons. The record is from RefSeq and is a predicted model, not a curated record. Gene Ontology annotation, biological process: G protein-coupled receptor signaling pathway. Gene Ontology annotation, molecular function: G-protein beta-subunit binding. The coding region runs from base 140 to 364 and encodes 74 amino acids. Lineage: Eukaryota; Metazoa; Chordata; Mammalia; Rodentia; Muridae. Gene Ontology annotation, cellular component: heterotrimeric G-protein complex.
AUUAGGGAAGAUUAUGAAGAAGCUUUAAAAUCCUAAGCCUGGCAUGUGGAAUGAGCAGUGUUCGGAGAGUUUGUUCUUGAGGAGUUGGUUAUCACAGGCAAUUUGAAAGAAAACCCAAAAGCAGCUUCCCUGACAAAAGAUGCCGGUGAUCAACAUCGAGGACCUGACAGAGAAGGACAAGUUGAAGAUGGAGGUAGACCAGCUCAAGAAGGAAGUGACCCUGGAAAGAAUGAUGGUUUCCAAAUGUUGUGAAGAAGUAAGAGAUUAUAUUGAAGAAAGAUCUGGAGAAGACCCUCUAGUGAAGGGGAUUCCAGAGGACAAAAAUCCCUUCAAGGAGCUCAAAGGAGGCUGUGUGAUUUCAUAGGCAGGAGGGGCAGAUUUCUUAGAAUAGUUAGAAUUUUAAUGAUAAUGCAAACUGUUCUAUAAAAUUAAACUUGUAUAUGUUGUUUAAAUUGAUAAACUUCAAGUUUUAAUAAAAAUGAAGAUGCAAUAA